Messenger RNA from Cryptotermes secundus, 4557 nucleotides. RefSeq names its product glycogen phosphorylase. The record is from RefSeq and is a predicted model, not a curated record. Gene Ontology annotation, biological process: glycogen catabolic process. Lineage: Eukaryota; Metazoa; Arthropoda; Insecta; Blattodea; Kalotermitidae. Gene Ontology annotation, molecular function: glycogen phosphorylase activity; pyridoxal phosphate binding. Gene Ontology annotation, cellular component: cytoplasm. The transcript has 22 exons. The coding region runs from base 143 to 4492 and encodes 1449 amino acids.
CUCUUGUUUGUGACAUUUGACAGACCCAGCUCACGGAGCAGAAUAUUUUGUCGUAAAAUUUUGUCCGCUGCGGUAUAAAAGUGUUCCCGUGUUCACUGUGAAACAAUUUGUGAUAAAUAGUUGGUGUAUUUAAUUUUCCAACAUGGAACCCACGAAGUUGCAAAGCGAGGAUUUUAAAGAGCAGGUGAGCAAAAUUAGUUCCUCCCAUGCAACUGAAGGAAGAGAAAUGCACAGGGAUAACGAGUCGAUUGACGAUUUUGAGCACUUAGAACCGGAAUCGUCGCCUGUGAAGGAGUUUCAAGAGCAAGGACCGCAGAAUAAGGAGGAAAAGCCACCAGGCGAGGAGCUGGAAGUUGAUACUGAUACAAGUCACGUUGCCUCUGGGGUAAGCCAAAACACGUCAGAUUUCUCAUUCCAGCCAGCACCAAAACUUGAAUCUACCUUGGAUGACAAAUAUAAUUUGCAGUUUGGAGAUGAAGAGCGCAGGUCAGCUGCCGACACUCUGGUUAGUUCUCGAAAGUCAUUGCUGAGUGCCAGUGAUGUUGCUGAAUACUCUAAAAUAUUUCGAGAGAUGUCGUUUUCACGGCAACCUCACGAUAUGUUAGGAUUUUCAACAGAAACUUCUGUUAAACCAGAAACCGAGUCACUGAUUUCAGGAGGUGAAAAACUUGAUUCAAAAUUUGAGUCAGAAUUUGAUAUUGGUAAGUUAAGCAAUCAAAAAGAACUCUCCCAGGCCUUUAUGGAUACAGAACGAAAGGACAUCUUAACAGAAGGGACUAGCAGCCAUAAAGAUACUCAUAGCAAGUUCCCAGAAGAUGUGGAUUUCAUACAAUCUGAAUCAAAACAAACAGAUGUUCCUGAAUUGGAUGUUGGUAAUCUUCCAUCUGAGAAUUACCCAACUGAUGACCUUGCUUCUUCCAUUUCUCAUGAAGACAUUAAAGGUUCUGAUAUUCCACUGAACCCACUGAAGUCAGAUAUUGAACACAAAGAAAAACUUUCUGAUGAAAUUGGUUCUUUGAAGUCUUCUCUCAGUGCCCAGGAAGAUGAUCUGCUUUCACAAGAGGAACCAGAACCCAAGGAUGAGCCCACACCUGUACCUGCCUUGGCCCAACCUAAAUUGACCCCAAGUGCUCCCGAACCUCUCAAACCAGUUGCAGUUGUUCCGGGUCCAAGUCUGAAACCAGAGACAAUUGCGGCUGUGGAACCUGACAAACCAAGCAACAAAUCUACAUCUCCAGCAUCCCCUUUGAAGACUAAACCAGCAGUGAAUGAUAGUGAGUUGGAAGAAAUCAAACCAAUUCAACUCUUCCAUUACAUGGGACUAGAUGCCUGGUUUAAACCUGACAGGCUGCACCCCAGGGUGGUGGAGCUAGUGUACUGGCGUGACCCCAAGAAGUCUGGGAUUGUUUUUGGCACUGUGUUGGGAGUCCUGCUCUCUCUGUCAUACUUCUCUCUUAUCAGUGUAGUGGCAUACCUGUCGCUGGCUCUUCUCACCGCAACUAUCAGCUUCCGCGUCUAUAAAAAUGUUCUGCAAGCGGUUCAGAAAACUUCAGAUGGACACCCCUUCAAGGACAUCCUGGAAUUGGACCUGACAUUGCCACAGGACAAGGUGCGAGAAGUGACAGACAUCGCUGUGGCCCAUGUGAAUGCAGCUGCUUUGGAACUGCGGCGGCUCUUUUUGGUCGAGGAUUUGAUAGACUCGGUUAAAUUUGGAGUGCUGCUGUGGUGUCUCACUUAUGUUGGCAACUGGUUCAAUGGCAUGACCCUCAUUAUCAUUGCAUUUGUGGCACUCUUUACGCUGCCCAAGGUGUAUGAACAUAACAAGGUACAGAUCGACCAGAACUUGGACAUAGUCCGAAGCAAAAUAGCAGAUAUUACAUCCAAUGAAGUGGAGAUGUCUUCCGUGCAGUCAGAUUUUGAAAAGCGUAAACAAAUUAGCGUGAGAGGGAUUGCACAGGUGGAAAAUGUGACCAACAUUAAGAAGGCUUUCAACAGACACCUCCACUACACGCUAGUCAAGGACCGCAAUGUUUCCACACCGAGGGAUUAUUAUUUCGCGUUGGCACACAGUGUCAAAGACAAUCUGGUCUCCCGGUGGAUUCGAACCCAGCAAUACUACUACGAGAAGGACCCCAAGCGUGUAUACUACUUGUCACUGGAGUAUUAUAUGGGACGAUCAUUGCAGAAUACCAUGAUCAACCUAGGGAUCCAAGGUGCUUGUGAUGAAGCCAUGUAUCAGCUUGGUCUCGACAUUGAGGAGCUGGAAGAGUUGGAAGAAGAUGCAGGUCUGGGUAACGGAGGCCUUGGGCGACUGGCUGCCUGCUUUCUUGAUUCCAUGGCAACUCUCGGUCUUGCAGCUUACGGCUACGGGAUCCGCUAUGAGUAUGGUAUCUUUGCUCAGAAAAUAAAGAAUGGAGAACAGACAGAGGAACCUGAUGAUUGGCUUCGGUUCGGUAAUCCAUGGGAAAAGGCCCGCCCAGAAUAUAUGUUACCAGUCAACUUCUAUGGUCACGUUGAGAACACACCUCAGGGGAAGAAGUGGGUCAACACGCAGGUUGUGUUCGCGAUGCCAUAUGACAGUCCAGUCCCAGGUUACGGUAACAAUGUGGUGAACACACUGCGACUCUGGUCGGCCAAGUCUCCCGUGGAAUUCAACCUGAAAUUCUUUAAUGAUGGAGAUUAUAUACAGGCUGUGAUAGAUAGAAAUAUUGCAGAGAAUAUCUCCAGGGUGUUAUACCCUAAUGAUAAUUUCUUUGAGGGCAAGGAGCUCCGUUUGAAGCAGGAGUAUUUCAUGUGUGCUGCAACUUUGCAGGAUAUUAUUCGGCGCUUCAAGUCUUCCAAGUUCGGGUGUCGUGAUCCUGUGAGAACGUCAUUUGACUCUUUCCCUGACAAGGUAGCAAUUCAGCUGAAUGACACACAUCCAUCUCUAGCUAUUCCUGAGCUCAUGAGGAUCCUCGUUGAUGUGGAGGGACUGCCGUGGGAGAAGGCUUGGGACAUCACAGUGAGGGCGUGUGCUUACACGAACCACACUGUUCUGCCAGAAGCACUAGAGCGGUGGCCCACAUCCAUGUUGGACAGCAUCCUGCCGCGCCAUCUGCAGAUUAUCUACCACAUCAACCACCUCCAUUUGCAGGAGGUACAAAAGAAGUUUCCGGAUGAUUGGGAACGUGUGAAACGGAUGUCACUUGUAGAAGAGGAAGGUGAGAAGAGGGUCAACAUGGCUCAUCUGUGCAUUGUUGGUUCACAUGCAGUCAAUGGGGUUGCCCAAAUACACUCAGAUAUCAUUAAAAAUGACAUUUUCCGUGAUUUCUAUGAACUGUCGCCAGAGAAGUUUCAGAACAAGACAAAUGGUAUUACUCCCAGACGGUGGCUGUUGCUUUGCAAUCCGUCCUUGGCCGAUCUCAUCGCAGAGAAAAUUGGAGAGGAGUGGAUAGUGCAUUUGGAACAGCUGCAGCAGUUGAAACAAUUUGCAAAGGAUACAAACUUUCAGAGGGCUGUCCAGAAGGUAAAACAGGAGAACAAACUGAAGCUGGCACAAUUGCUGCAGAAGGAAUAUGGUGUGAAGGUGAACCCAGCCUCCAUGUUUGACAUACAGGUUAAACGAAUUCAUGAGUACAAACGCCAGCUACUAAACUGUUUGCACAUCAUCACACUGUACAACCGUAUCAAGCGAAACCCUUCUGCCAACUUCACCCCUCGUACAGUGAUGAUCGGAGGAAAGGCUGCUCCUGGAUACUACACGGCAAAGAAGAUCAUCAAACUCAUCUGUUCUGUUGGGAAUGUGGUGAAUAAUGAUCCAAUUGUUGGAGACAAGCUUAAAGUUAUCUUCUUGGAGAAUUACCGCGUCACUCUAGCGGAAAAGAUCAUGCCAGCGGCAGACCUCAGUGAGCAGAUAUCUACAGCUGGGACAGAGGCUUCUGGUACUGGCAACAUGAAAUUUAUGUUGAAUGGAGCCCUGACAAUUGGUACUCUUGAUGGAGCCAACGUGGAAAUGGCCGAGGAGAUGGGUCAAGACAACAUCUUUAUCUUUGGGAUGACGGUGGAUGAAGUGGAGAAGCUGAAACACCAUGGAUACAAUGCGUAUGAUUACUACAACAGCAAUCCAGACAUCAAGCAGUGUGUGGACCAGAUUCAGAAUGGCUUCUUCAGUCCUGCCAACCCAGAUGAAUUCAGGGAUGUGGCUGACAUCCUGCUCAAGUAUGACAGGUUCUUCUUGCUUGCAGACUUUGAUGCAUACAUCAAGUGCCAAGACAGAGUGGGCGAAAUCUAUCAGGACCAGUCCAAGUGGGUUGAAAUGGCAAUCCAUAAUAUUGCCUCAUCUGGAAAGUUCUCCAGCGAUCGAACUAUUGCAGAAUAUGCAAGGAAGAUAUGGGGUGUGGAGCCUACCUGGGAGAAAUUGCCAGCACCACAUGAACCUCGCGAUGAAGAGCCGGUUGCUAAGAGGAAGACAAACUCUUCACGCUACAAUCGCCAAGUUUGUUUAUGCUUAUAGUCUCCUGGUUCAGGCUAUUCUCUUCCUGAAGAGUAAACAAGAAUCGACAUAACAGUAAAAGGUAA